Argentina anserina (silverweed cinquefoil) is the source of this 2196-nucleotide messenger RNA. RefSeq lists its product as uncharacterized. Gene Ontology annotation, molecular function: zinc ion binding. The transcript has 8 exons. Bases 395 to 1912 code for a protein of 505 amino acids. NCBI's taxonomy places the organism in Eukaryota, Viridiplantae, Streptophyta, Magnoliopsida, Rosales, Rosaceae. The record is from RefSeq and is a predicted model, not a curated record.
GGUUGUCAUUCUUAAUAAUUAAAUCAUGGAAGAAAAUGGUGGUUUUAAUGGAUCUUAAGUUAACUAGCACAUGUUCCACUGCAGAAACACAUGCCCGAAAAGCUAAAACCCUUUGAUAAACUUGUCGCCGGUGCCAAACCACCUUUUCAAUUAAUCCCUGUUGCAAAACCGUGGGUCCUUUUAAGAAAUUAACAUAAAACCCGCUUUGACAUUUUCCGAGUCACCUGACUCUCUCUCUCGUUCUCUCUCGCUCUGAGCUGCCUUCUUCUCUGUUAUUCUCUCCAUUCCAGCUGCCACUUGUCCCUCUGCUUGUUUCUUCAGCUGAUAUUUACUUCACCUCUUUGAGGGUUUUAUCUGCAGAACCUGAAGCAGGAGCCUUUGUCAGAAUUCAAGUAUGGCUAUUGAAGGAGAAGAAGCUUCUGAUAAGGAAAAUGGUGCUGGCAUUUCCACCACCCAAGUUGACCGUUUACCCCAAGAGGAUGUAAAUUCCACUGAGAUAAUUGAAGACACACCUCCUGAUCACCAAUGGAGACGACAAAACCUUGCCUUACAGAUACCCUCAAGAACUAUUGAGAAUGCCAAACAGGAUUUUGUGAGAAUAGACAUGCCCCCAACGCCUAGUCCAACUCCCAAAAGAGUAAACUUUUCCCCAUUACCCAGCCCUUGUUUAAACAAAGUCAGUGGAUCUCCAGGUCCCUCAUCCUCAAAAACCAAGUCAACCAUAAAAGGCCUCCUUCCAAAACUAAGUUUCAAGUAUCAGAACACGACUUCAGAGAUUCGGAAGGCUGCUACUCUUGCACUCGGAGGUACACCUACAGCGACCCGUGAGAAGCCUAUAAUUUCUAGGACAUUUUCCCUUUCAAAGCUUUUAACACCUAGAUUGAAGAAUACGUCAUCCUUGCCUCCAACCCCAAUAUCUCACUCAAAUCCAGAGUCUAUGCAUGGAAGGAACUCAAUUGAUCUGAAAGGAGGAAAACAACUGCCUAUUCAUCGUUCACAUUCAGUCCCUGUGCUUAAUAAAGAUGGGAGUGUAUGUCUAGGUGGUGUCAUUCGAGUAAUUCCUUCCACACCACGAGCGAUGGAGAGAACUGUAUCAAUAACUUCAUGCACCUCCCCGAAAAAUGACAAUGAUGGAAGUGAUGAUGAUGGUGAAGAUAUUGCCGAAGAAGAAGCUGUUUGUCGAAUUUGCUUAGUUGAACUGGGGGAAGGUGCUGAGACCCUCAAGAUGGAAUGCAGCUGUAAAGGUGACCUCGCUCUGGCCCACCAAGAGUGUGCUAUAAAAUGGUUCAGCAUCAAAGGUAAUAAAACAUGUGAUGUGUGCAAGCAAGAGGUCCAGAACCUAUCUGUUACGCUUUUACGAAUUCAAAAUGUUCAAGAACGUAAUCUACGAGGAAACAGAGCACUGCAGCCUGAGGUUACUCAAUAUAGGGUUUGGCAGGAUGUUCCCAUCCUCGUCAUAGUUAGCAUGCUCGCAUACUUCUGUUUUCUUGAGCAGCUUCUGGUAGGAAAAAUGGGAUCAGGUGCGAUUGCGCUCUCUCUUCCUUUUUCCUGUAUAUUGGGUCUUUUGGCAUCCAUGACAGCAACCACAAUGGUGAAAAGAAAAUUUGUCUGGGUUUAUGCAACUAUUCAGUUUUUUCUGGUGGUUCUCUCAGCUCAUCUACUUUAUUCAUUGAUUCACAUGCAGGCAGUUCUGUCAGUUCUUCUUGCCACGUUUACAGGGUUUGGAGUUACAAUGUGUGGGAAUUCUAUUAUUGUUGAGGCUUUGGGAUGGAGGGAAAGAUGGAUUUCUCGGUCAAAUCAACAGCAUAGUACUGCUGCAGUGACACAGCCAAAUCAACCACAACAAACAGAAGCAACUCCUCAGCCGCUUGAAAAUGAAACACAACAAGCUGUAGCUGUUCAUGGAAGCUGAUUCAUAAUCGUCACUUCGUUCAUAUGGUGCAUCUACAGUUUAAACUGCAACUACAAAUUAUCUGUAUUGAGAAUAUUAGCGUUGAUGUAUAUUAACCAUUCCAUCCCUUAAAAAAAGAAAAGUAACAUAUGUUGGUUUGGCAAGUACAGAAGUUAAAUCUUAGGCUAUUACCGAGCACAGAGCUUUCUUACGUGGGACAUUUUUGGCAAAAACCGAUUGUGUUUUUGGGUCUGAAGUUUUAAGGUUACCUUUGUGAUUAAUGAACUGACAGAGCUGAUCUCAUA